CGAGGAGGCGCGGGAGACCCGCGAAAGGGACGACGAGGCGGCGGCGGCGGAGACUGCAGCCCUGAAAUGCAUUUUCUCCUCCAGCGGCCAUGUUAACCAGGAAACCUUCGGCCGCCGCUCCCGCCGCCUACCCGACGGGCCAAGGAGGGGACAGCGCCAUUCAUCAGCUUCAGUCUUCCCCCGGGGCUCGGCGCGGGGCCCCUCGGACCGGAGUGGGGACCGGCCCGCCCUCCCCCAUCGCCCUGCCGCCUCUCCGGGCCAGCAACGCUGCCGCCGCAGCCCACACGUUGGGAGUUCAAGACCAGGGUUCAGUUGAUUCUGUUUUUGGUGAGAUCUCUUCCUGACUUGCUUGCAGAUGGUAUGUUUUCACGGGGUCCUUUCCUUGGUGUAUGUGCAAGAAGAGAUAGAGAGAUAGAGAUAGAAAUGGAAUAGAGAGAGAGAGGGAGAUAACCUCCUAAAUAAAUGAAAUAACCUCCUAAAUAAAUGGCCUUUGAAGCUCUAGAAACUUUCUCCCUAAAUGCAUCUUUGAAAUAUACGUCCUCCAGAGUUGUGUUGUAGAAUUCAAAUAUAAUCAUGCUAUUUUUUCUAUGAAAACAAUAACAAAAAAACCCUUUGUUUAUUUCUCUGUAGACUACUACUACUGUUACUACAAUUUUCACCACUAUAUUUCCUUUUCCUAUGUAUAAACUGUAAUUACCACUACUAACUAUUGCUACUACUACUAUUAUUUCUAACUAACAUUUAUUGAACAUGUAUUAUGUGCCAGACAUAAAUGUAUACUGCUUAAAAACAUGGACUUUGGAUUAGACAGAUCUUUGUUUUAAUCAUACUCUACCCACUUACUUGAAAAUCAUUUUAUCUCAGUUUCCUCUAUGGUAAAAUAUGGAUAGUAAUAUCUAAAGUAUAACAGUAUUUUCUAAAAACUGGGAUAAUCCAUGCAAAGCACAACAGUUGUAUAUAGUAAAUACUUGC
This is a messenger RNA of Manis pentadactyla (Chinese pangolin), 972 nucleotides long. RefSeq names its product dual specificity tyrosine-phosphorylation-regulated kinase 2-like. The transcript is spliced from 3 exons. NCBI's taxonomy places the organism in Eukaryota, Metazoa, Chordata, Mammalia, Pholidota, Manidae. The record is from RefSeq and is a predicted model, not a curated record. Bases 90 to 344 code for a protein of 84 amino acids.